Molecule: messenger RNA, 549 nt
Organism: Lathyrus oleraceus (garden pea)
Lineage: Eukaryota; Viridiplantae; Streptophyta; Magnoliopsida; Fabales; Fabaceae
Product: inositol-pentakisphosphate 2-kinase-like
Exons: 1
Coding region: 1-549 (182 amino acids)
Biological process (GO): inositol phosphate biosynthetic process
Cellular component (GO): nucleus
Molecular function (GO): ATP binding; inositol-1,3,4,5,6-pentakisphosphate 2-kinase activity
Source: RefSeq, a predicted model, not a curated record
AUGCCGGUCUUUCUACUAGCUCUGUUGAAAAUAAACCCAAGGAAGGCAUCAACAUUGCCAGGAGUGAGGAAUACCAUAGCUCUGUCUUCGCAUGAACGCCUCAUCUGGCAAGAAGUGCACAAACUUAUUUCCUCUUCAGAUAAGGAAAUUGCUGGCCAACUAUAUGUCGAUCAUGUCAUGAAGCCUUUGCUUGGAUCCAAAUAUGUUGAUGCUGGGACUCACAUUCUGGUAACCAAGGAAUUCCUAAAGACUGUUGAGAAGAAUGUUGAUAGUCAGCGUCCUGCUGGGCGAGUUGAUGUUUCCCAGGUUGAUAAGCAAUGUGAUUUUGCUCUUCUCAUGUCGGAUCACUCAAUCUUCCCUCACGAUGGUCAAGGAUCUAGCCAUAGUAUAUCAGUUGGAAUAAAGCCUAAAUGCGGAUUUCUUCCUCUUUCAACAUUCAUAUCUGAAGGAACUGCUAUCAAAAAGACGACAACUCGAUUCGAAAUGCAUCAUGGCUCUGAAAUUGCAACGUGGAGGGAUUUCACAGCGGAGUGUGUACAACCCACUUGA